CUCAGUACAGCCCUGGAGCAAUUCCUGCAUCAUUACUCUCUGCAAACAAUGAGCUGUUUAUUUGAUUCAUCAGGUAGGCUGCAUACAUUCGUAAUUUGAGGAUACCAUUCUGUUCUUUAAGAGAUUGAACCCUGAGAAAAUGGUAUCUGAAAUAAACCUGGAAAUGGAAAAUAAGAAACCUUUCUUCAUUGAAGUUACUUCGUUGAAUGGAGUGAGUUUACCCAUCGAGAAUGAAAUACCAUCCCAUAACCAAGAAGUUGAAUCCAGCUCAACAGACCUGCCUGGUACUGCAGCUGAACUCAUAACUAUUGCUCCAGUUCCCAUAGGCAGCGAAUCAGAUCAAAAGAUUGACAAUGCUUCUUCGUGCACCAUACCUGAGACAAAAAUAGAUGUUCCUGAUAAGACCCAAGUUGAAGUUCCCUCCUUCUCAGACCAUAGUGAUAAUGUCUUAUUUAAUUAUCAUAACAAUGACUGUCCAACAAACUGCAGCAAAAAGAGUGGUGAAACUGAGAAUGCCUCUUGGACUUCCCCCCUGGGUGAUGACAUCAUUGAACCAGCUGUAGGAAAAGCAUUGGAUGAUACAAAUAUCAGCCAGUGCAAGAGGUCAGGGGAGAACCAAGAGAUGACACAAGAGCUGGCUGACAUUGAGGAGUCCUACUCUAGAAACUGUAGAAGUUGCUGUACAACAUUCGCCUGUGGCCUUCUCUCUGUGGGCUUGGUGAUCUUUUCACCACUAAUAGUUGCUGGGGUUUUUUUGUAUGAAAUUUUUGGUUGUGUGCGUAAAUGUAAGGAUCCCUGUCCUGCCUAACACACUGCUCCUUCUCACACCUACUCAAGAACUAGUUUUGCAACUUACUGGUUUGGCUGAAAAUGCUGAGUCCUUAUUUUAUCCUCUUCAUGGGUGGGAAUUUCCUUUUGUCAGGCGGGCGGGCUUGGGAACGGCUGCAAAACUGACCACCACCCGCAUUCGGUCCUGAACAUGUAUUUCAAGCUGGCUGGCCAAUUAACAGCAAGCCAGUGUGAAACACGCGCUGCAGCGCUCAGUGCUGCCGGGGUGGGGGCAGGAGGAGGGCAAGCGCAGAAGUCCGCACAUGCAUGCAGGUGUGUGCAAUGAAAGCCCUCUGAGACACAGAGCUGCCUCAGGGAGCUGAAGAUUUUAAAAAUCAGAAAUUAAAAACUAAGCAAUGUUAAAAUCAUGGCCCCUCUGUCACAUGAGCAGGGAUAUGUUAUAAAUGAAAUUAAAAAUUUUUAUUUAAUUUUUAAUUGCUGUCGGAACCUCAUCCAACCUGUGGAUGGGGUUUCCUAAAAAAUCCAAA
Messenger RNA from Carcharodon carcharias (great white shark), 1316 nucleotides. RefSeq lists its product as uncharacterized. NCBI's taxonomy places the organism in Eukaryota, Metazoa, Chordata, Chondrichthyes, Lamniformes, Lamnidae. The record is from RefSeq and is a predicted model, not a curated record. The transcript is spliced from 2 exons. Bases 140 to 808 code for a protein of 222 amino acids.